AGGCAUUCUUGCUUCUCACUUCUCUUGGUCUCUAUUUUUUCUCUCGAACGAACGCACAUUACGGGGCGGCAAUCACGCACGCACGCACGCACACAGCGCAGCGCACCGCAUCGCUCGCCGGUUUCGCCCAGCACUACUACUAGCAACUGCUGCGUCGAGCUCACAAAGGGCGCAGAUCAGCUGAGCCGUCUCUCGUCUGGACGAGACACUCGUUGGAACUCCCGUGACACGCGCGGAGUCACCCGAAGCAAGCAAGCAAGCAACGUCGUUGCAGCGAGAGGGGAGCGGUCAAGGAGAUGGCCAACGUCGUUCGCACCAAGUCGACCCGCCCUGGCGAUGGGUCCGCCGCUCCAGGGCCCUCUCGGCUCGGCGCUCUGCCUCGCCCAGGGGGUGCGGCGGCUGACGCAGCGGCAGCCGCCGAGUUCGCCAGCAAAAAGUACGUGUGGAUCCCCGACAAAGACAGCGGGUACCUCUCCGCGUGGGUCGUGCGGGAAGAGGAGGGUGGCGACGUCAGCGUGUGCAGUCUGAGCGAUGGCCAGAUGCGCAAGGUGGCCACCGAUGACCUCAGCAAGAUGAACCCGCCCAAGUUCGAAAAGGCAGAGGACAUCGCCGACCUGACGUUUCUCAAUGAAGCUAGCGUCGUGCACAACCUGCGCCAGCGUUACUUCAGCGGCCUCAUCUAUACCUACUCGGGUCUUUUCCUCGUCGCAGUGAACCCUUACCACCCGCUGCCCAUCUACACCGAUGCCAUCGUGGCCGCAUACAAGGGCCGGCGGCGAGAGGAGAACGCGCCUCACGUCUAUGCGCUUGCGGACGGCGCCAUGCGCAACAUGCUCGAGGCCAGGGAGAACCAGAGCCUGCUCAUCACGGGCGAGUCGGGUGCAGGAAAGACGGAGAACACCAAAAAGGUCAUCCAGUACCUUGCUGCCGUCGCCCUCGAUCCAGCCGGCAACAAUGGCGCGUCGACGCCAAACGCUAAUGGGGCAGGGCCAUCGACGCUGACGCGGACACCGAGCUCCCGACACGUCAUGGACCAGCUCCGGGGCGUCGAAGGGCUUGCGUCGAAGCGGCUCGGCCUCCUCGAAAGGCAGAUCCUCCAGGCCAACCCGAUCCUGGAGGCGUUUGGCAAUGCGCAGACGAUCCGCAACAACAACUCGAGUCGAUUCGGCAAGUUUGUCCGCAUCGAGUUCACCUCGGGGGGAUCCAUCGCCGGCGCAAACAUCGACUGGUACCUUCUCGAGAAGAGCAGGGUGACAAAUCGCAGCGAAAAGGAGCGAAGCUUCCACAUCUUCUACCAGCUCUUGCGCGGCGACGACGAGAAGCUCAAGUCCAAGCUGCUCCUGACGAGCUCGCCCGACGACUACGGCUACCUCAAGCACUCGCGCAAGCACGUCGAGGGCAUUGAUGACACCCAGGAGUGGCACGCCCUCCUCGAGGCGCUCACCGUCGUUGGCUUCACGCCAGAGGAGCAGCAGAACCUUUUCCGAGUUGUGGCAGCGAUCCUUCAGAUCGGAAAUAUUGAGCUGGCCGACGACCGAUCGGAGCAGGCACGCAUCACCAACGCCGCGCAGGUGGAAAAGGUGUGCCACGUCCUCGGUCUGCCCGAGCAGGAGCUGUCCAAGGCCCUUCUGCGGCCACGGGUCAAGGCUGGCCGAGAGUGGGUGACCCAGUCCAGGACAAGACGGCAGGUCAUCGACGAGAUGGCAGCCCUGUGCAAGACGCUGUACGAAAAGACUUUCUCCCACAUCGUCGAGCGCAUCAACCGCGCUCUCGACCGGCCCACCAGCAAGAGCACCUUUAUUGGCGUGCUCGACAUUGCUGGUUUUGAGAUCUUUGAGACCAAUUCGUUUGAGCAGCUCUGCAUCAACUACACCAACGAGAAGCUCCAGCAGUUCUUCAACCACCACAUGUUCGUCCUCGAGCAGGAAGAGUACGCGAGAGAAAACAUCGAGUGGGACUUUGUCAACUUCGGCCUCGACCUGCAGCCCACCAUCGACCUGAUCGAAUCGACGAGCCCGAUUGGCAUUCUGUCGUGCCUCGACGAGGAGUGCAUCAUGCCCAAGGCGACUGACCUCACCUUUACCGAGAAGCUCGACCGCCAGUGGUCCACCAACAAGGACGGUACUGCAAAGGACACGGCUGGCGAGGAGCUGGCACGGGAGCGCGGCGUCGCCCAUGGCUCGACAAAGUAUGCGCCCACACGCUUUGCCCAAGGCUUCACCAUCAAGCACUAUGCCGGUGAUGUCGAGUAUCGCACCGAUGGCUGGCUCGACAAGAACAAAGACCCGCUCAACGACAACCUGACCCGCGUCAUGUCCGAGUCUACCGACCGCUUCGUCGCCGGCCUCUUUGCCGAGUAUGCCGUCGACGACGACGCCGGAGCUGUUGGUGGCCCCGGCACAGUGGCGCCGCCAAAGCGGAGGAUCAAGCGGGGCGCAUUCAGGACAGUGGGACAGCGACACAAGGAGCAGCUCACCUCGCUCAUGUCGCAGCUCGGCUCGACGCAGCCCCACUUUGUGCGCUGCAUCGUGCCCAACCCGGACAAGAAGCCGGGCAAGAUGGACGUGCCCCUCGUCCUCGAGCAGCUGCGGUGCAAUGGUGUCCUCGAGGGCAUCCGAAUCGCUCGUCUGGGCUACCCCAACAGGCUUCCCUUUACCGAGUUUAGGAAUCGCUACGAGGUCCUCACACCGGGCAUCAUUCCCAAGGGCUACAUGGACGGACGCAAGGCGUGCCAGCGCAUGGUUGAGGCCCUCGAGAUGGACCGUGCCUCGUUCAAGGUCGGCCUGACCAAGAUCUUCUUCAAGGCUGGCAUUCUCGCUGAGCUCGAAGAGAAGCGAGAUGCGCACCUGUACGACAUCUUUGCGCGCUUCCAGGGCGCCUGCCGCAUGUUCACAGCCCGGCGCCAGAUGAAAAAGAUCCUCAACCGGGCUUCUGCUGUGCGGACGAUCCAGCGCAACGCCAGGCUCUACGUCCAGCUGCGCGAGUGGCCCUGGUGGCAGCUGUACAGCAAGGUGCGGCCGCUGCUCAAGGCUACGCGCCACGACGAGGAGCUCAAGCGAAAGCAGCUCGAGCUCGCCAUGGUCACGGAGCGUGCAGAGCGGGACCAAAAGGAGCGCGAGGCCCUCGAGGCGCUGCGCUUCAAGCUCGAAAAUGACAAGAAAAAGGUCGAGUCGGAGCUCGAGUCGGAGCGUGCCCUCCUCGUCGACAAGGAUCAGCUCCUGGCGCGGUCAAAGGAGCGCGAGUCGGCCCUGGAAGAGGACCUGGCUGCGAUGCAGGCCGAUGUCGACCAGCUCGACAACCAGCUCGAGCGUGCGAUUGCUGGUCAGCGAGCCGCCGAGCAGGCUCGUGACGAGCUCAAAGUCGCCUUUGACGCCGCGGCAGAGCACCUCAUCCGGCUCGAGGCCGAGCAGCAGCAGUGGCAGACAAAGGAGACGACGCUCAUGGCCAAUGUGGGCCAGCACACCGACGAGCUCGACCGGCUCAAGGCCGAGAAGCAGGCGCUGUCCUCGGAAAAGUCGGAGCUGAACCUCAAGCUGCGGGAAAAGGAGCAAGACCUCGAACGGUCCCAGAAGAGGCUCUCAGCGGCUGUGGCAGAGGUCGAGAACAAGCUCAAGCAGGAGAUCAAGGCGCGAGAGGCUGACAAGUCUCGUCUGGCCGAGAUUGAGGACAGGAGCCGGCAGUCGUCGCAUCAGCUCUCGGAGCUUGCCAGGGCUUCGACUGAGCACGAGGAGAAGCUCAAGAAGAAGGAGGCAGAGGUCGCUGCUGCCGCUGCUGCCGCUGCUUCAGCGACCAAGGAGCGCGACUCGAUGACGAAGCAGAUCAGCACACUCCAGGUCCGCGUCGAGACACUCCUGGGCGACCUCCGAUCGGCCCGGAGCGAGGGUCAUCGCAACGUCGAGGCGAACGCGCAGCUGCAGAAGGAGCUCGACGAGACGCGCAAGCUCAUGGAGGCAAAGAGCUCCGAGGACUCGAAGCAGAAGGAGGUGCAGAGGAUGAAGGAGCAGGAGCUCCAGUCGCUCCGCCAGCAGAUGACAGCACUGCAGUCGGACCUGCAAAAGGCGAAGCACUCGUCGUUGGAAGAGUUCAACUCGCUCAAGGUCCAGGCGGACGCAUCCAAGAAGCAGCACGAAGACCUGUCGCGAAGCCAUGCUGAGCUCAAGUCGAAGCUGAGUGCGAACGAGCGAAGGAUGGUGGAGCUGCAGGCUGCGACUACGGCUGCCGAGAUGGCCAAGCGAGCGGCCGAGGGUGAGCUCACCACGCUUCGAGAGCGUAUGAGCGGCGCAGAAAAGUCCGUUCUCGAGGCGAAGAGCGCAAAGGACGCGACAGAGAAGCAGCUAGCCGCGGCCAAUGCCAAGUUCCAGGAUCUCGAAGACGCUCACCUGGAGCUUGAACGAGGCCAGUCUGCCUGGAAGCUGAAGCAUGACCAGGCGACGAUGGAACUUUCUGCUGAGUCCAAGAGGCGCGAGCUCCUCGAGAGCGCUGCGAGACAGCACGAGAGGACGGCACAGACGCUCACUCAGCAACACGGCGUCAAGGACAAGGAACUGGCGCGCCUCAAGGAGGAGCUGGCCGAGACGCAGGCGGAGCUGAAGAAGACGCAGAGCAUGACGAACAAGACAAUCGUCGAGCACGUCCAUGUCCUCGAAGAAGCCAAGAAGUACACGGACCGGCAGCUGGCAGACGCACAGGCCAAGCUGCAGGAGCUUGCGCACUACACCAAGACGCUGGAGAAGAGCAAGGCGAGGCUGGCAAACGAGAACGAAGACCUCGGGAGGGAGAACCAGCGGCUGCAGCACGAGUCGCGCUCGGCGGGACGCGACAUCACGUCGAUGGCCAAUGUCGCACCGACGGGCCACCACGACUCUAAGGCGAUGAAGUCGCUCGAGGCGAAGGUGUCGGAGUUGCAGACGUCGCUGAGGGACGCCAGGCGGGAAAGGGACGAGGCGCAGUCGAACGCGCGCCGCAAGGACCUGCAGCUCGACGAGACGCUCUCGCGCACGAGGCAGCAGUUCGAGACCCGCAUCGUCGAGCUCGAGAGGGAGCUGCGGGGCAGCCAGAAUGCUCGCAGCACCACGUUCCAAAACCUGCAGGAGCUCGUCGAGAAGUCUGCCGAGCGGAGCGGGGGCGCGGACGACCUCAAUUUCCGCAGGAGGCUUCUUGAAGAGCUCCGAGCGGGCAACGAUGAGCUCGAGGUGGACAUUGCUCAGAAGGCUGACAUGCUCCGGAGUCACAAGGUCAACGGCAACGCGUCUACGCCAUCGUCAAAGAGGGACAGCAAGCCCCUUUACACCUUUGGCAACAUUGCUCCUAGUGGGCGGGGCCUGGGUAGCAACAACCUGCUCGAGGCGCGCAUCGGAGAUCUGCAGAAGGCCUACCAGGACUCGCUGAGCGCGCAGAGAGAGGGGCAGGCGCAGUCGAUGGCCUUGCUCGAGCAGAUCAGGGACCAGCGUGUGGCGCUGGACGAGUCCGAGAUGAAGUACAGUCAGCUUCAGGCUCAGUACAACAGCGUCGUCAACGAGGCCGGCGCAGACGAGGAUGUGAUCAACUCGCUGGAGAGGGCCGUGGAGCGGUACCGGACGCAGGCGCAGAUGCACUUUGAAAACUGGAAGCAGAGUACCGAGGAGCUCCAAACGCAGACGAAGCAGCUUCGGUCACAGGCCACGCUCCGCAGGCCAGGGUCGAUCCCGCCAGAGAGUGUUGGCAGCCCGUCGAGGAUGAGCUUCCGGUCCUAA
Acaromyces ingoldii is the source of this 5732-nucleotide messenger RNA. RefSeq lists its product as hypothetical. The transcript has 4 exons. Lineage: Eukaryota; Fungi; Basidiomycota; Exobasidiomycetes; Exobasidiales; Cryptobasidiaceae. Gene Ontology annotation, molecular function: ATP binding; actin filament binding; microfilament motor activity. Gene Ontology annotation, cellular component: cytoplasm; actin cytoskeleton; vesicle. Gene Ontology annotation, biological process: vesicle transport along actin filament; actin filament organization. Bases 297 to 5732 code for a protein of 1811 amino acids. The record is from RefSeq and is a predicted model, not a curated record.